Messenger RNA from Linum trigynum, 3511 nucleotides. The record is from the annotation of a GenBank genome assembly. NCBI's taxonomy places the organism in Eukaryota, Viridiplantae, Streptophyta, Magnoliopsida, Malpighiales, Linaceae.
GCCACGCAGGAGAAUGUGCAUUGAAAGAGCAUGGGAGCAGUCGAACCACCCCUUGUGUUUCUGUUGCUUGAUUCGACUUUAUUGUUGUUGGAGUUGAAUAUUGAACUUGUUGCAAGAACAAUUGUAUUAUUUGAACUGGAUAAGGUGUACAUAGGGCUGUCAAAAUGGUUUCGGGUUUUCGGUUUAACCCGAAACCGAACCGCCAUCAAUCAUCUGCGGGUUCGGUUUGUUCGGUUUCAACCCGCGAAGUUACAUGUUGGGUUCGGUUUCAUGAACCCGAAACCAGAGAGGGAACCCGAAAACCGAAUUGCAAAAACAGCUGCUUCAAGUUCCUACGGUGACGUUUUGUUGUAGGGAAUUCUUUCGCUUCGAGCCUUCGGCAAUUGACUUAGGGGUUAGGGCUGUGACUGUGAGCAUCGCGCCGCGCGGCAUCGCCAUUCGCCAGACACUCGACGAUCGGCAGCAACUCUACCCUGCAGCGCCAACCCUACCCUGCAGCGCAGUUAGAGACUCCCCCGUCGCCGGCCGUUGUUCAAGAUCGAAGCUUCCUCCGUCAGGGGUCGACGCCGGCGCAUCUCGGUCUCAAGCCCUUUGAAGCUUCGACAAAGGAGACGCCACCCCUUUGCAGUUUGCACAACACUUCGCCAUGGAAUCCCAGUGAGUCUCUUCGCCAUGGGUCUGCUCUGUUCUCGUUUCCCUUUACAUUCUGUGUUCAGUGCUCUGUUCUCGUUUCCCCUGCCUAUUGUUCUGGAAGCAGAGUGUAAUUCGGUCAUGGCGCUUUAGAGAUAUAGGAAAAUGGAUACUCAAAGCAAAAACAGAAUACAGUUCAUAUAGAAAGGUCAUAUACAGACAGUGUUCAAUCUACUCUAAUAAAGUAGUGUCUAAUCAGAAUGGUAGGUUGUAAAAGUUGAUAUUCGAAUGAAUGAUAGCUGUAUACAAGAGAACAAUGACCAGUUCUUUUUUCUUGGUGGAUUGCCGCUUCACUGAUCACUAUUGUUAUUGUUACCCUCUUUGAUGGGUUUGAUGUUUGGAGGGGUGGAAAAGGAGACCUCUGUUCUAUCUACAACUUUUGUGUUUUUACCUAAACAUCCUGCUUACUAAUCAUGUUUAUAGAUGUUGACCAUGUUAUGUAGAGACCGGCCCAUUUCCCUUUUUAAAGCUCAAUCGUAUGCUAGGAGUAUCAUAUGCCACCACUAACUUCCAUGUUUUGUUUGUUUGCAUAAUUUUUUGGGGAAUUAUGUUAUAGCAUUCCUUGUACAUCCUGCAGCUAGCCUUCAACCAAUGUACCUCCUGCUCAAUCAUGUGCUAGGAAUUAAUGUCACCUCCAUAACACUCAACUUUUCAUUUUUACAGGGGAAGUGAGGCACCAUCGGCUUCUCGUCCUAAACGUGGAGGACGCUCUAAGAGUACCAGCAUUCCUGCUCCUGCACCAUCUUCUGCACCGUCUUCCGAUCCUGCUCCUGCUUCUGCACCGUCUACCGGUACCACCAAUGUACCUCCUGCUCAAACAAUAGACGAGGAGACAAUUUCAAGAAAAAGGAAAGAAAAGUCUGACGUUUGGCCACACUUCAAGCGUUUUAGGAAGGAUGGGUUGGACAAAGCAAGAUGCAUUUAUUGCAAUGGUGUUCUUAUGGCUCCCACUAAAUAUGGGACUUCUACUCUGCGGAAUCAUAAAGAUAGUUGUUUGGAAAAGAUACAAAAGGGUGAGCAAGUAUUUUGGAUGGCAAGUAUCUGCAGAUGAGGUGCGUGGCUCACAUUAUUAAUUUGGCUGUGAAGGAUGGGCUUAAAGAAACUGGUAAAUCUGUGGAGCGAGUGAGAGAAUCUGUGAAGUGGGUUAAAUCUACACCAGCUAGGAGCAGAAAAUUUAAAGAUUGCAUUGAGUUUGAAAAGAUAGCUUCGAAGAAAUUUGUUUCUUUGGAUGUAGCUACAAGGUGGAACUCAACGUAUCUGAUGUUGGAAUCUGUAAAGCCAUUUGAGAAAGCAUUUCAGACAUUAGCUAGAAAUGAUAAGAAAUUCAAGAAACAUCUCAAUGAAAAAAGAUAUGGAAAUGAAAGUCUUGGUAUCACGACUUCUGAUGAUUGGUCUAGUGUGGGACGGUUGAUUGAUUACCUGAAGCUAUUCUAUGAUUUGACUGUUCGAGUUUCUGGGACUUCAUAUGUGACUUUACACCUCUUGUUUGAUGAGGUAUGUGAAAUGUAUACUAUGAUAUCUGAGUGGGCUGAUGGUAUAGAUUUUGAGGUGUCUUGCAUGGCUGAUAGAAUCAAGUCCAAACUUGCCAAGUAUUGGUUUGAAGAUGAGUUGGAGAAUUCAAAGAUGAAUCGGUUGUGUUAUAUGGCAGUCAUAUUAGAUCCUAGGCGGAAAGUUGAAUAUCUUGAACAAGCUUUGAAAAAGGUGUAUGGUGAGAGCAGGGGUAAAGCUUUGGUCGAAGAGGUGAAGGAUGAAAUGCGUCUUCUGUUUGACCAUUACAAGCAUAGGCUCGGACUUCCUGGCAGUUCUCCCAUUGUGAUUCAGGAAGAUGUGCAAGAACCUAGUGGAAGUGGGGAUGGGAAGAAGAAAGGGAAGAUUUGGGGUGAUUUCAGGAAAAUGAAAAGAGAUGCCAUUCUGAAAGGAACCAGAAAAAGUUCAAAAUCUGAGUUUGAUAGGUACCUUGAGGAGGAGGAGGAUGAUGAAGUGGUUACACGAGCAUUGGUGGGUUCAGAAGAGGAUGAAUACAAAUUUGACAUCUUGGGAUGGUGGUCGCGAAGUGGGAUGAAAUAUCCUACUAUUUCUGAGAUGGCUAGGGAUAUUCUUGCUGUUCCUAUUUCCACUGUUGCUUCUGAGUCGGCAUUCAGCACAGGAGGUCGAGUUUUAGAUUCGUUUAGGACCUCCUUAUCCCCUGAAGUUGUGGAGGCGUUGAUUUGUUCUGAAGAUUGGAUAAGAUCUUCAGACUUUGAGUUGGUGGCUGAUGGAGAAGAUGAGGGUGAUGAAGUGGUAUUUCAAAAUGUAUAUGUAGCUUUUCAAGCUCGGAGUGCAAGUGCACCUGCAGGACCUAGUGGAAGCUCUCGUGCAGGACCCAGUGGAAGCUCUCCUGCUACCCAUGUUUUGGUCUCGAGUCCUACUAUGUCACAAGUGGAAGAAGACUAUGUCGACAACAAUUCCGAUGAGAAUGAUGAGACUUAUGUAGAUGUAGAGCCUGAUGAGGACUGAUAAUGGUAGUAGUAUUUAUCUUGUAUGGUGGAUGAAUUUUUAUUUUACUUGGAUGUUAUCAUUUGAGAAUUGUAAAACUAAUGUGUUUAAUUACGAGUUGAACUUGGUCCCCCAUAAACAAAAUGAGGUAAGCAACUCAUGUGAAACAAUUCAUAAAACGAUAGAUUUUGCACACAAUCAUCUCAAAAAAUUUUAAAAAAAACCCCAAACAAUCUCAAAAUAAAUAAAAACUUAACCCCUCAAUCGUCAUCUUUCCUUCUCUAACUUCUUAAUUAUGAAUUUUUAAAUCAAACUCGUCUCAUCUAAAUGAAAUUAUAAUCAAGGA